AUGAAUUCUAGAAAGCGACAAAAGAGUCGCAAUGGCGCCAUACGCUCGUUACGUUCCGCCCAAGGCUGCAGCGCCGGUCGCUGCUGCCGAAACGAUCGCAUCAUCGGCACCUGCUCCUGCUCCGGUCAAGACCAAGCAGAUCAAAGUACCAAAGGGUCCAUCGAGAAGCGACGACAAUGGCAGAAAAAAGAGAAAGCGUACAGAGGUAGACACGGCGGCCGACGAGGACGGUCCUGCUAUCCCCAGCAAGCACAAUGCCGUCUUCUCCAAAUUCCAGAAGGCUGCUCAGCGUUCAGAAGCCGCCAAAGCCGCCGCGCCAGACGACGACGUCGAGCCCGAGAUCAAGCCUGAGCUGCACGAUCUCACGCCAUUACCGCAGCCCGAGCGUGCCCCAACUCCCGAAUUCGUACCUGCCUUUUCCUCGCUCCCACAAUGGCUCGCCCAGCCGACCAUUGUCUCUCAGUCCACCACCCGUCCCUUCAGCGACCUCUCCUUGUCCAAGAAGACCUUGCUUCAUCUCGAAUCAAGGGGCUACAAGAAUGCAUUUGCUGUCCAAGCCGCCUUGCUCCCCAUCCUUCUCCCACAUCCCUACUUGACCCAUCUUCCCCCGAACGAUGUCUGUGUUAGCGCUCCGACUGGUAGUGGCAAAACCUUGGCCUACGUCCUCCCCAUCAUCGAGAAUCUACGUCCCCGUCUGGAUACAAGAUUGCGCGCUGUCAUUGUCGUCCCAACUAGAGAACUUGUCGCUCAGGCAUACACAGUAGCAUCAACAUGCGCUCAAGGUUCCGCCAUGCAAAUUGCGCUGGCUGUCGGCAACCAGUCAGUUGCUGCCGAGCAACACUCACUAGUCAAGAAAGGCCGAAUCUAUGACCCCGAACGCUAUCAAACACUUAUGGACAAGGCAAGAAAGCGCCAAUCUUUUGACCUGGACUCGGACUUGGACGAGAGCGAAAUGGCCAUGCUCGACGAUGUUGUUCAGCUCCCUUCCGGCUAUGUUCCAACAUAUACCUCCGCUGCGGACCUUCUGAUAUGCACCCCCGGCCGUCUGGUUGAACAUUUGACUGCCACGACCGGUUUCACCUUGGACCAUGUUGAGUGGUUAGUCGUCGAUGAGGCCGAUCGUUUAUUGGAUCAAAGCUUCCAAGAGUGGGUGGCCAAGGUCACCGCUGCUUUGGAUGUUCAGAGGCCUCUCCCCCCUUCGACUCCUGAAAUUGCUGCUUUGCGCCAUUUGAUGCCUCACCGUGACAGAUACGUGAGGAAGAUCAUUCUGAGUGCCACAAUGACUCGCGACAUCUCCAAAUUAAGUGCUCUUAGACUGCGACGACCGACCAUGGUAGUCGUCAAAACAGAAGCUGAUGCUACCCUUGCUCAUCAAGCAACUACCACGGAUGGUACGGAGAAUUUCGAAUUGCCUACCACUCUUUCAGAGUUUGCUAUCCCUGUUGGCGAUGGCUCCGAUAAGCCACUUUUCCUGCUCGAGCUCCUCAGAUCCAAGAUUAUGCCUGGCUCGUUGCUCAAUACAGAUGCUGUUCAGAACGAUGUCUCCUCACCGUCUUCUUCGUCUGAUGGCGAUUCUUCAUCUGACGAGGGCUCAUCAUCUGACGAAGACAGUGACUCCUCAGAUGGCUCUUCCGACGAGGAUGAUAGCUCGGAUGACAGUUCGGAUGACAGCAGCGGCAGCGUCAGCGUCAGCGAGACCUCUUCGUCCUCAGGCCUACCAGAAGAAUCACCAAAAUCCACCACUAACAGUAUGGUCUUGAUCUUCACACCCAGCACCGAGGCAGCAGCUCGUUUACACCAUCUCAUCACACAUAUCGAGCCAUCAUACAAGAGCACAACUCUGCUUCUCACUAAAACAUCUACGAACCUUAACUUCAAUACAUCAUCUCCUCCUCGUGUCAUCAUUUCGACUGAUCGUGCCUCUCGCGGUCUCGAUUUGCCAUUGCUGACGCAUGUCAUCAACUAUACCAUACCGCGUAGUCUGGCAUCAUACGUGCACCGUGUGGGUCGCACAGCAAGAGCUGGUCGGAGUGGCGAAGCCUGGACAUUAUUCUCCGAAAACGAAGGUCGUUGGUUCUGGAAUGAGAUUGCAAGAGCCAAGGGUAUAGGCAGAAACGCAAAGGUAGAGAGAGUUAAUCUGAAGCUGGCAGACGAACAGAAAGAAGGCGGAGAGAUGCGUCACAGAUAUGUGGACGCGCUGGAAGGCAUGAAAAAUAUUGUGACCAGCAAAAGCACAAAUUCAAGAAAGGGCAAGAAUAAGAAGAGUAUGGAUGUGGAAAUGGCAGACUAAACUAUUUAUCACCAGCAGGCCUACUGUAUAUACUGUAUAAGGAUGAGUUUCUUCCAUGCCGAACACAGUUGAUGAAGCAUGAUCAGGCACCUUGUGUUUUCCUGAUCUCAUGCUGGCAGCAGAAAGGUCCGAGGCUGCUGCAGACAGAUAAGGGAACAAGAAUGCGUGCAAGAAUUGACGUUGUGUGAAGCCUUGCCAGAUCCGUAACAUAAGGUCCCAGAACAACAUCAAAGG
Messenger RNA from Aureobasidium pullulans EXF-150, 2524 nucleotides. Its product is annotated as P-loop containing nucleoside triphosphate hydrolase protein. Gene Ontology annotation, molecular function: ATP binding; nucleic acid binding. The record is from RefSeq and is a predicted model, not a curated record. Gene Ontology annotation, cellular component: nucleus. The transcript has 2 exons. Lineage: Eukaryota; Fungi; Ascomycota; Dothideomycetes; Dothideales; Saccotheciaceae. The coding region runs from base 32 to 2290 and encodes 752 amino acids.